UUUGCAAGUUCCGUCCACUUUCCUUCCCCAUUUCUUCAAAUAUACAAGCAAGACGCAAGUGCAAACUCAGCCCUUUUGUCCUUCAUCUCUUAUUAAAUUUACAUAAAAAGCACUAAAGCUAUAUAAUGAAUAAAAGACCAAGCCAACCGAGAUGAAUUUUAAUGUAAACAAAGACUUAUGUCGGAUAACUUUAUAUUUUAAAUCAAAAGAGAAAUCCUAAGAACACAGUACAACUCUCCCUCUGCAUAAUACCCUUUUGUUCCUGUCAGUGAAUCAACAAGUUAAUGAGGUCAGUCACCAUGAUUUUGAACUUUUUCUUGUAGUUGUUUAUAGUUAAUACUGUUUGUUUGCCGCUUUGAUUUUCAUACAUUAGAUGGUUUAUAUGAUUUGAUUUUGAAUACAGAGUGCCAAUACGCCGCUUUCUUUACAUAUUUUGUAAUCUUUGCUAUGUAAAAAAAACCUUCACUUGAACCUUUAGCUGGUUUCUUUUGUAUCAGUCUUUAAAGUUUUUUGUGUCUCAGUGAUUGUUAAUUCGUAGUAUAUAUUCCAGAAGUAAAAAAUUUGUGAUUAUUUAGCAAUUUUUCAAUGUAAAUUUGAAUAGGUUCACUGAUACUUUUAGUGCGUAUCAAUUUUUAGACGGAUUUGUCAUUAAUUAACAAAGCUUGGUGAGUUUAUGAGGUAGAAAUUAUGGGUUUCUUCCAAUGUGUUGGAACCUUUUGUUUAUGUCUAGUUCUUGUGUUGAAAACCUGUACUGCUGGCUCUCCACAUAUUGGCCAGAUGUAUCCUGGGUUUGAAGCAUCCGCAAAAGAAUGGAGCAAUAAUAAUGGGAGAUUCCUGCUAUCCAACAACUUGAUUUUCGGUUUCGGCUUUUCCCAUGCCUUGAAUGAUACACUUUCUUUGCUGGUUGUCAAACACAUUAGCAGUGGAAGAGGGGUUUGGACUGCUAAUAGAGGCAAAUUGGUUGAAGAUUCUGCUAAGUUUGUUUUUGACAAAAGUGGGAAUGUUUCCUUGCAUUGGGGAAAUGAUGUGGUUUGGUCUCCUGAUACUUCUGGAGAGAAAGUUGCAUCGAUGGAAUUGUGGGACUCGGGCAACUUUGUGUUGCUUGGGAACAGUGGGAGUAUUCUUUGGCAGAGUUUUAGCAAUCCAACUGAUACCCUUUUACCUGGACAGGAAUUCUCGGAAGGAAUGAGACUUGAAAGCCGUCUGAACAAAGAUAAUAUGAGAGUUUACCUUGAGUUCAAGUCUGGUGAUUUGGUUUUGUAUGCAGGGUAUCAAACUCCACAAACCUAUUGGUCGUUGGCGAAUGAAAGCCGCAAAACCAAUAACAGUGUAGGUGGUAAGAUUCAGUCUGCCAUUCUGGAGUCUAAUUCAUGGAAUUUUUAUGAUCAGAAUAAGGCCUUGCUUUGGAAAUUCAUCUUCUCUGAAAAUACUGAUGGAAAUGCUACAUGGGCAUUGAUUUUAGGCUCUGAUGGGGUAAUCAUAUUUUCCAAUCUUCGAAAGGGAAGCACAUCUAUUCCUGAGGCAAUCAAGAUACCACAGAACUUUUGCAGCACUCCUGAGCCUUGUGGCCGAUAUCAUGUCUGUUAUUUCUUUAAUCAAUGCCGGUGCCCUGCAUCUCUCAACUCUCGUUUCAAUUGCAAACCUCCGAUUGCUUCAACCUGUAAUAGCUCCCGGAAUUCAACAGAGCUUUUUUUUGUUGGCACGAAGCUUGAUUAUUUUGCACUUGCGUUUGUUUCACCCAUAUCAAGAUACAGUCUUGACACUUGCAGAGAAGCUUGCCUUCGUAACUGCUCAUGUUCGGUGCUGUUCUUUGAAAAUCAUAGUGGGAAUUGCUUUCUAUUUGACAGCAUAGGUGGUUUUCAACGUCCUCUGGACGGUUCUACUGGUUAUGUUUCAUAUAUGAAGGUCUCUCGUGCAAACGCUGGGGUAGAUCCUAGAACUGAAGUAGGUGGGACUCGACGGAAACAUAUCCUCUUAGUUGUCCUAAUAACUAUUUCCACCAUUCUAGUAAUUUCUGGUAUUCUUUAUGUCGGAAUCUGGUAUUACCGCGGGAAGAGAACAUCAGUGGAAAUUUCUCAAGAAAACUUUGAAGAGGAUAGUUUCUCAAACAAUUUUUCUGGUAUGCCUGUUCGUUUCAGUUAUGAUGACCUUUGUAGAGCAACUAAAAUCUUCUCUAUAAAGGUUGGUCAAGGAGGUUUUGGCUCUGUCUAUCUGGGGACACUGCCUGACGGUACUCAAUUGGCUGUUAAAAAGUUGGAGCGCAUCGGCCAGGGGAUGAAGGAGUUUAGAGCUGAAGUAAAUAUAUUUGGGAAUGUACAUCAUAUUCAUCUAGUCAAACUCAGAGGCUUCUGUGCCGAAGGGCCACAUAGGCUUCUUGUUUAUGAAUACAUGGAAAAUGGAUCUUUGGAUAAAUGGAUAUUCAAGAUCAAUAAGGAGAACCAGUUCCUGAGUUGGGACACAAGAUUUAACAUCGCAUUGGGUACUGCAAAGGGAUUAGCUUAUCUCCAUGAGGAAUGUGAAGCAAAGAUCGUUCAUUGUGACAUAAAACCUGAAAAUGUUCUUUUAGAUGAUAAUUUCAACGCCAGAGUUUCAGAUUUUGGUUUGGCAAAGCUGAUGAACCGUGAAGAAAGCCUUGUAUAUACAACACUGAGAGGUACACGGGGAUACCUUGCACCAGAAUGGAUAACAAACAGUCCCAUUUCAGAGAAGAGUGAUGUAUAUAGCUACGGUAUGGUCUUGCUUGAGAUCAUAGGAGGCAGGAGGAAUUAUGAUUCAGGGGUUGAUUCAGAGAAAGCACACUUCCCUUCUUAUGCAUUCAAGAUGCAAGAAGAAGAAAAACUAAGCGAAAUCAUUGAUCCGAGGUUAGAUAUCAAUGAAAAAGAUGAGAAAGUUGUCACUGCAAUCAAAGUUGCAUUGUGGUGCAUACAAGAUGAGAUGCAUUUGAGACCACCAAUGAGCAAAGUAGUCCAAAUGCUUGAAGGUCUCUGUGCUGUACCUCAGGCCCCUACGCCUUCUCAGCUGAAUUCUCGGGCAUACUCAGCUGGUAUUAAAUGGAGCAGCGAUGAUGGUAAUUCAUUGGAACCACUUAAUGAAAAUUGCGGUGCACCUUUCUCAGACGCCUAACUAUCAUGCCCGAGAUGAUAGAAGCUGUAACUGAUUUGGAGGUUCAUAUCCAUUACUAUAAAUUUAGGGUCAUUGCAUCCACAACCCACAUCUUAUUUCAAGAAUUCUUCACUGAUGAAUCUCUUGAACUCUCAAUCAAUUCAUUCAAUGGCUUCGUCUCAAGCUA
This is a messenger RNA of Pistacia vera, 3289 nucleotides long. RefSeq names its product ubiquitin-conjugating enzyme E2 13-like. NCBI's taxonomy places the organism in Eukaryota, Viridiplantae, Streptophyta, Magnoliopsida, Sapindales, Anacardiaceae. The record is from RefSeq and is a predicted model, not a curated record. The transcript has 2 exons. Gene Ontology annotation, molecular function: ATP binding; ubiquitin conjugating enzyme activity; protein serine/threonine kinase activity. Gene Ontology annotation, biological process: protein polyubiquitination; ubiquitin-dependent protein catabolic process; protein phosphorylation. The coding region runs from base 688 to 3123 and encodes 811 amino acids.